AUGGAAGUUGCCCGAAUGGAUCCUAACCAAAGCUUCAAAAUCUUGUUAUCCCUCUAUCUCUGCGACAAUGCUUAUAUAGGCAAAAGCUUACAUUUUCAAGAUGGAUGGUUUAAGAAUUUGAAGGAACUAACUCUUGUAGAUUUGCUGUACUUGAAUUACAUUCUUAUUGAUGAAGGUGCAUUACCUUCUCUAAGAAAGCUUCACUUAGUCUUGUUUCCUAGACUUGAGACGGUACCAAAUAACAUUCAACCCUUAAAGAAACUUGGAUUUCUAUAUAUGGAGCAUAUGACUGAGCAUUUUAUGAUGAGCAUUGCUCCUCAUGAAGGAAAAGAGCAUUGGAUCUUCAAGCACGUUGCUCUUACAGGAAUUUGUACUGGGUUUGCCAAAUCAGAUACUGGAGGAUGA
This is a messenger RNA of Vicia faba (fava bean), 405 nucleotides long. Lineage: Eukaryota; Viridiplantae; Streptophyta; Magnoliopsida; Fabales; Fabaceae. The record is from the annotation of a GenBank genome assembly.